This is a messenger RNA of Toxotes jaculatrix (banded archerfish), 4909 nucleotides long. It is a transcript of the gene smad10a, whose product is annotated as SMAD family member 10a. Gene Ontology annotation, molecular function: DNA-binding transcription factor activity, RNA polymerase II-specific; RNA polymerase II cis-regulatory region sequence-specific DNA binding; I-SMAD binding. Gene Ontology annotation, biological process: SMAD protein signal transduction; transforming growth factor beta receptor signaling pathway; regulation of transcription by RNA polymerase II. Gene Ontology annotation, cellular component: heteromeric SMAD protein complex. The coding region runs from base 296 to 2143 and encodes 615 amino acids. NCBI's taxonomy places the organism in Eukaryota, Metazoa, Chordata, Actinopteri, Toxotidae. The transcript is spliced from 13 exons. The record is from RefSeq and is a predicted model, not a curated record.
GGAAAAGGCAGGAUGCACGAGGAGACAGUGGGGCCGUUAUAAGGAUAAAACAACAGAGAAACACUAAACUCGCGCACUACAGCAUAUGAGAAUUAAACAGUAGCUUCUUCUAGCUACAUGCCUGUGUAUUGGAAUUCUCCGGAAAAAUAAGCGGCGUGAGCACAGAGCCACACACAGGUCUGCUACAAAGGGCUAUAAACACAAACAGCAGCUCUGGUCGGCACGGACGACACGCAGAGAGCUGUCGGAGAGCUCCGAGGUCGUUCUGUCCAAGUUCUUCUCUCCACUCCGGCUCAUGUGGACUGAUUCAGAGCUGGGUCAUCACGAUGCCAAUGAACUUUCUGGUCACUCAUUGGCUGACCAACUUAAUACCAGCAGCAUCAUGUCGGUGAACCCUCCAAGCAGCAAUGACGCCUGCCUCAGCAUCGUCCACAGCCUCAUGUGCCACCGGCAGGGUGGAGAGAACGAGGGCUUCGCCAAGCGGGCCAUUGAGAGCCUGGUCAAGAAGCUGAAGGAGAAGAAGGACGAGCUGGACUCACUCAUCACUGCCAUUACCACCAACGGUGUCCAUCCCAGCAAGUGUGUCACCAUCCAGAGGACGCUAGAUGGACGACUGCAGGUGGCGGGGAGGAAAGGGUUUCCUCAUGUGAUUUACGCACGUCUGUGGCGUUGGCCUGACCUCCACAAGAAUGAACUCAAGCAUGUCAAGUUCUGCCAGUACGCCUUCGACCUGAAGUACGACAAUGUGUGCGUCAACCCCUACCAUUAUGAGAGGGUGGUGUCUCCAGGCAUCGUUGGUCUCAGCCUUCAAAACACAGCACCAGGUGGCCUCAUCAAAGAGGAAUACAUCCAUGACUGUAUACAGAUGGAUCUCCCACCUGGCAUGCCUCUGUCUGACCACCAAGCUGCGUUGAAACUGCCUCCUCCUGACCAUUAUGGCCAGCCCCUGCCUCCUCAACUGUCCUCUGAGCCACAUGGACCCCCACCUGUCAGCAGAUACACCAACCUGCCUGUCUCACCAAAAGUGUCCGGCUCUGGCUCCAUGCUGCCGCUGCAGGGUGGCCACAGUGACGGCCAUCUCCAAGCUGCAUCUCCACAGGCUCAAGUCAUGACCCCGGCACCACGACCUCCGACCCCAACCCAACCCCCACCUCAACAGCAGGCUGCCCAGCAACCCUCGCAGCCCCCCCAUUCACAACAACCCUCCUUACCUCCUUCUCACUCACAUGGACAGAACGGAUACAGCAGCAAUAAACACUCUCAGAGCCAGACUGUCUUUCACACAGUGUGGACAGGCAACAACACAGCCACCUACACUCCCAUAGGACCCCAGCAGAAUGGCCGUGGUCACCAACAACCUCCCCUCCAUCAUCCAAACCACCACUGGUCUCAGCAUCAGGGCUCAGCCUCUUUCCCUCCUUCUGUGUCCAAUCAUCCAGGACCAGAGUUUUGGUGCUCUAUCUCCUACUUUGAAAUGGACGUUCAGGUGGGUGAGAUGUUCAAGGUGCCCUCCAGCUGCCCUGUAGUGACCGUGGAUGGUUACGUUGACCCGUCGGGAGGCGAUCGCUUCUGCCUCGGCCAGCUGAGUAACGUCCACCGCACGGAUGCCAGCGAGAGAGCCAGGUUACACAUUGGUAAAGGCGUGCAGCUGGAGUGUCGUGGCGAGGGCGACGUGUGGAUGCGCUGCAUGAGCGACCACGCCGUGUUUGUACAGAGCUACUACCUCGACAGAGAGGCGGGCCGAGCACCGGGUGAUGCCGUGCACAAGAUCUACCCUGGAGCCUAUAUCAAGGUGUUUGACCUGCGACAGUGCCAUAGACAGAUGCAGCAGCAGGCAGCGACUGCUCAGGCUGCGGCUGCUGCACAGGCGGCUGCCGUGGCGGGAAAUAUUCCCGGUCCAGGGAGCGUCGGAGGAAUCGCACCUGCAGUUAGUUUGUCCGCGGCGGCGGGGAUCGGCGUGGACGACCUCAGGCGACUAUGUAUCCUGCGACUCAGCUUCGUUAAGGGCUGGGGGCCCGACUACCCCCGGCAGAGCAUCAAGCACACCCCCUGCUGGGUGGAGGUCCACCUGCACCGCGCUCUGCAGCUUCUGGAUGAGGUGUUGCACACUAUGCCGCUGGCAGACCCAGGGCCUGCUAACUGAAGACCAAGAUCCAUGUUUCAAAUUCCAACCUGUUGUAUCUGAAUGUGCGCACACAGACGCAUGUUUGGAUAUUCCUGCUUCAGGCCAAAUAUGCUAUCUAAUUGAAACACAAAGUAAAUCAAUGACCAACAACACAUUAUGCUUGUAACAAUCAGUGCACACAGCACUCAUGCUGUCUCACAGACACACACACACACCACACACACACACACACAGAAACCAAAAGGUCUGUAGCCACACAGACAUAAAAGUGCUGAUGUCUUUGGGAUUUUUUUCUAAUGCUUUACUCUCUACAAUCUCAAGUCAAACACAAAGGGAGUUGGAUCUCUGAAGGUCAAAGAUUUUGAGUUUGUGUCUCUGUCCUAAAAAAAAACAAAACAUUUGUAUGCACUGUAGAAAUCCAGGGAUGUGUUUCAGAAAUCCACCCCCCCCCCCCCCCCCCCCCCCCCUAUAUGCAUUUUGGAUUUCUUGUUCUGCACAGUCACUCAUGGAACACACACACACACACACAUACACACAUACACACACACACACACACUUACAAAUGGUGUUAUCCGAGAGUCAACACCACUCCAGACAGAUAACUGCAUACCUCUAAAAAAAAAAAAAAAAAAAAAAAGAAAGAUUCAGCCUGAAUCUAGACAGUGUUAUGUGAUGUAGAAGCAUGGAUUUAAGGAAGCCAAUGUUAAGUCAUCUCUGUGCUUGUAUCGCUCUCUUCACUGUAUGUUUGAUCUCCACUCAAACUGUUAGCCCUCUUAUUACGCUCAGCUCCUCAAAACUAAUAUUAUUUUUGUACCAAAAGUCUAAAAAGCCAAAAACAUUUAGCUUUAAAGUAGUGUUGUUGUUCUCUGUAAACAGUGCUACCCUGUAUGUAACCAAAUGGUGGGUGGGAAAUCACCAAAGCCAGAUUACCUCAUAACUACAGUGCAAAGUCACAGUUUUUAGUUUUCCACCUAAACCGCACACACUUUGUUCAUCAGUGACAGGUCUGAGGUCAGGUCUGUGGUCAGGUCUGUGCUCAGGUCUGUGCUCAGGGCUGUGGUCAGGUCUGUGGUCUGUGGUCAUGUGUACUGGCAGUACUGGAUUUCAGAAUUGCUCUUCUUGUAACGUGCGGUGUCCACAGACAGCGUUGGCAGACCGAACAUCAGACUCCAGCCAGUGCCGUGUGUCACCAGUGCCUUUCUGUUUUUCUGGUCUGACCUGUUAAGGAUGCCGUCUCUUCUAGACGUGUAACUAGCGGUUGAUUUGAUCUCUCUCUCAGUAGGUCCGUGUGUUUGGCCCAGGACAGGAGAGCAGGACUGAAAACAGCUGCCAACUUUUAAACAGAGAUCCUGAUACGUUGCUAUUAAGAGGACUCCUUGUUUCCUCUUAUGAGAGAGCUCCACACAAAUUGACUUCAAUUAGACGAGAUGAAAUAAAAACUGAAAUAUGUUUCACGUGGUGAUUAUUUAAUGUACGCUUAAUGUGGAUAUGAAGAUGCAGGUUGUGGAGUCUGGACUUCUCUUGAGAACUUGAUCUCAGAUACAAGGCUGAGUCUACCAUGUAGACCGAGAUCUGCUCUCCUGUGGCGAACCGCACUUGACUAAACAUAAGGGUCCACACUUUAAUCAGUGUUGAAAGGUCAAACCUUUAGGCAAAAUCCAAACUCUAGCUAUACUGGGAUAUACGUGGUCUGUCGAUGUAGAUCCAAAGAUGGAGAAAGAACUGGGUGCGAUGAGAUGUGUGUCGUUUGACUCUUGUCAGGAAACUGGGAAAAAAAAAACAAAAAAACGUGUAUCAUCUGAUUCAGCUGCUUCACAAGGAUCAGCCAUUAACAUAUGCAUUUUUUUUUGGUGAUUUGUGCCUUUUGUUGUCAAUAGUAGAUGCACCAACACUGGAUUGUAAGACAAGACUCGGGUUUGUCUUUCUACACAUGAAGAUCGAUGUUGCACAUUGUGAUUUUGGUUUUCAGCUGUUCCCGAAAUCUUUUGAUGAUAUUCUGUGGUUCCCCCUCAGGUAUCCGUGUAGCUCAUCAAGCUGGUUUCUAGAGAUAGCGUUCCUAUGACCUGAGUAGUAUUGUUUAUGGCCUUAGUCCUUUGUGAGUGUAAAAUAUGAAUGCAUAUGCUUGGCACUAUCUUAAUCUUAGCAUGGACAAUUCAAAUAGAUGUCACAUUUAUCGGUUCGCCUCUGCCCAUAUUCAGGGAAGUGUUCGAUAGGCUUUUCUCAGAUGAUGAGCAAAAUUCAUCAUCAUCAUCAACAGAUUAUCCUGAUCUCUCUACAAUCAAAUCAAUGUUGAUCACCUCACAUCGCAUCACCUCCAUGAUGUGUCCAGAAAUGCUUUGCAGUCGGUUUCCUACAUGUGUUGCUGAGCUGGCAGUUUUUAAUAAGGCUGUUUGAAGUGAUGGAGCUGGUACCCCUCAGCUCUUAGCAGGACCGCUUGUCAGGGUUUUUGUCUUGGAGCUGCAGUCUCCGUCUCGUUUGGUCACUGAGGUCACUCUUUAUUGAGGGUCCCUCAUUUUCGAAUCGUUUCCAAGGACGUUUCCUAGAAAGAAGCCGUUUUAUGUUAUACUAAUUAAAGGGAAAGUAGGAAAGGCUUUAUUUAAACCCAAAUAUAUGUCCUUUAUUCACUGACGGUUGGACACUUUAUUCUCCAUGUCGGUUGGGUACCACAUAGUUGACAGUUUUUUCCAGAUUGUAAAUCAGUAAAAAAAAAAAAAAAAACGGCUGACUUGCUAAAGAAAGCGCCCCAGGUUUUAAACAGGCCUCCAAGCGACAAGCGUCUUCUCC